AUGAUGAUAAAUACGGCCAUCCCAACGACACACUCCAGGACCUCUGGCGAAGUAGUUACUGACUUGAUAGGCCCCCGGGCCAAUCAUUCCACCGACCUGGAAGAUGGCCGUGACCCCGACCCGGACACUGUUUCAUCAAUAUCGGCCAUGAUGAUAUGCUUCGGAAUGCUCUGCGACAUUGUUGUGGAAAUCGUUGUCUCGAUAGAGUCUUUGCCAGGAGAACAAGAGCUAUCCUGGGAUGGGGGUGUCUACCUGCAGCAUCCAACUGAAAGAUAUUACAUAGGUAAACUUUCUUCAACUAUGGUUCGGAUCCUGCAAGCAUUAGCUUCAGAAGCCACUCCGGAGUUUCAAUUCCUUCUCUCGUCUCGACAACUACCAGCUCGAAGCCAAAACGCUCGGCCAAACACAUCAUCAAGCAUCAGAGCUGUUGCGACAGAUCGUUCGUUAUCAAUCAUCGUCUAUGGCCCACGAGAGAUGGCAACCUCCGUGGAAGAUUGGUUAGGCAGUAUCAAGAUGUAUCUUCAAGUUCCAAGAGGGUGUAAUCGAGAUGUCCCCUAUAGAAAUCCACAAUGUCUCGCCUCGAAUCAGGAUUUCACGAUUUACACCUCCCAGCUAUCAUCUGACUUUUCUCAACACCAGACUGAGAACCAAGACCGGUACACCGAUCCUUUUUUGGACCUCUACAACGAUUCGGUACUCGAAGAAGCAUGCCAACCUUACACCGUCGCGUCGAAACUUCAUUCUCACCAGAGACAAGCGCUAACUUUCUUGAUCCAGCGAGAAAAGGGCUGGGAUUAUACUGGCACCAAAAGUGACUUUUGGAAGUCGCACAUCGACUCGUUCGUCUUUUUCCGUUUUCUUGGGGUAUAUCCUUACAAUGAAUGGAAAACCUUUGACGAACAAAUUUUACGUCCAUGGAAGACGAAAAUGGACGAGAGCGCCUUAAAAAGACUUCAAUCUAUCAUGAAGGCAAUAACUAUCCGUCGCCCGAGAAGUGUCAUUACCCUGCCUGAUCGAAGAGAACAUACGGAAAUGAUACACUUUACGACUGAGGAGAGGACUAUCUAUGAAAAAGCCCGAAGCGGUGUCAUUGAAGUCCUCAAUAAUGCAAUGUCCAUCGACCAGUCGGGCUCUGUUUACUUGAAUGCUUUCCAACGAAUCAAUGAUUUGAGAUACAUGUGCAACCAUGGUAUCAGUCCGCGACGCCACAAAGAUAACGCAGGCGCCGUGAACAUGCUUGGUCCUGCAAUUACCGACGUCCUUGAUGGUGGUCUAGCUGCAUGGGACACGGGCACAGAAGUGCUCUGUGUAAAUUGUGGUGCGGACCUUGUAGAAGAAGAAGCCAAUGAUCAGAAUCUUAUGGCCUCGGGUUAUGUACCCAGCUCUCUUCCUUCUUCGGUGUGCAGAAACUGUCUGCAGCAUGGCAGACAGCAAGCUCCUUUAACACCAUCACCAUCCUGUCUUUCCUCGGGUUAUUCGACACCCAGGAGCCCAACUAUAUUGCAACAGCCAUCGAGCAAAAUAAAGGCGCUUCUGGCUCAGAUUCACCAGCUUCCUUCUCAUGACAAAUGCGUUGUUUUCUCCUAUUGGACCUCGAGCCUCGAUGCAGUACAGGAAGUCCUAGUACGAAGCGGCAUUGGAUUCACUCGCUAUGAUGGCAAGCUGGGCCGAUCGAAGCGGAGUCAACUGUUGAAGGAUUUUGCCGAAGAUACCUCCUUACGUGUAUUUUUGGUAUCUAUCUCGUGUGGUGGACAGGGUCUGGACCUCACUUCGGCAAAUCAUGCUUUUCUAUUGGAACCGCAAUGGAACCCGAUGUUAGAAGAGCAGGCUAUGGCCAGAGUACACAGACUUGGCCAGAAGAAAGCGGUGCACCUAGUUCGUUUUGUGGUGGAAAAUACAUGUCUCCGUUGA
Molecule: messenger RNA, 1911 nt
Organism: Rhinocladiella mackenziei CBS 650.93
Lineage: Eukaryota; Fungi; Ascomycota; Eurotiomycetes; Chaetothyriales; Herpotrichiellaceae
Exons: 2
Coding region: 1-1911 (636 amino acids)
Molecular function (GO): ATP binding; ATP-dependent chromatin remodeler activity
Source: RefSeq, a predicted model, not a curated record